GCUGCUCUGCUGUCUGUCUGCCACACUGCUGAGGUGAAGAGGAAGCCCUGAGGGCCUCAGAGAUGACGACUGGAUGGAUGAGGUCGACCCUGGAGCCUGAACAUCGACUGACAACGCAAGACAGCAAACACUACCAGGAGGCGCUGGACAGCCUGGAGGACAGGAAGUCAGGGAUGACGGAGGAGGAGGACGAGGAAGAGGACGAUGCUCUUGGCCCUCAGCAUCUGGAGGACGACCAGCUGAAAAAACCUCGCAGAAAAGAUACACCUGUCCUCAACUGCCCUCCACAUAUACCAGGCGUGAGACUGAUGAAGGGGGAGAAGCAGAUGAUCCACUCCGAGGAUGAGGAGAAGAAUGUCAAGGAUUAGAGGACUCUACGCCUUUGGUCAAUGUUGCUUUUCUCUGUUUUUGUGAAUGUUUUAUCUGCGCAAUUUC
Myripristis murdjan (pinecone soldierfish) is the source of this 435-nucleotide messenger RNA. It is a transcript of the gene ppp1r17, whose product is annotated as protein phosphatase 1 regulatory subunit 17. The record is from RefSeq and is a predicted model, not a curated record. Gene Ontology annotation, molecular function: protein serine/threonine phosphatase inhibitor activity. The coding region runs from base 63 to 368 and encodes 101 amino acids. The transcript has 4 exons. Lineage: Eukaryota; Metazoa; Chordata; Actinopteri; Holocentriformes; Holocentridae. Gene Ontology annotation, biological process: regulation of phosphatase activity.